Misgurnus anguillicaudatus (oriental weatherfish) is the source of this 3542-nucleotide messenger RNA. The record is from RefSeq and is a predicted model, not a curated record. Lineage: Eukaryota; Metazoa; Chordata; Actinopteri; Cypriniformes; Cobitidae.
UGUAAGAUUAGGAUGAAAAGUGGUUCUGGCUAGAUGGGAUACAGCUACGGCCUAAAUCCAGUGAAAUGUUGGGUUUAGAGUGAGGUUUGGGGGUUAUAAUUGAAUGAAACCCGCGCUCUUCCGGUGAGAUUUUGGCCGUAUUUGUAUCCCUUCUAGCCACAACCGACUUGCGAUGGUAUCUCCAUGGCAUCUUGUGUAAACAAGCUCUGUGUCCGGCGCGAGGAACACAAAACAGCUGACUGGACCAUAGACAGAUGCCGAUUAAAAAAGUUAAAAAGGCAAAGAAGGGAAAGGGAAAAGGAAAGAAAGAUGGCAAGCAAGAGUCAAAAAGAGAUAGAGAGUCUGAUCUUGAGAGGGCCAAAGCAAACGCGGCUCUGUGGGAAAUCAGGUGUGAUAUGACAGAGACUUCACGCAUUGAAUAUUAUGAAACAGCAGGGAGACUGGCUGAAGCCAACGAGCAGCUCACACACCUACAGAACGAAACUGAGAAGAAAAACAUUGAUGUCAUUGCUGUUCUAAGGGAAAAAGACGUGGAAAACGAUGAGAAGAUUGCUGCACUGGAACAGCAAAUACAGCUGGAGAAAACAAGAGCCUCUGAGGAAAAGAUGAAUUUAAUGGCUGAUUUUACACUAAAGAUUGGAAAGCUAGAGAAGGAGUUUGAGAAGAGAUCUAGUGAGUACAGCACGAUUCAAGAGGAGCUUAAGAUCAUUAAUGAUUUCCGGAAGGAAAAGCCACAGAUGGACCAGGAGCUCCAAAAUAUGAAAGAUACUAUGGACAGUGCAGAUCUUGAACAUAAGAAAACACUUAUGAAAAUGGAAGAAAAGUUCUUAAAUGACAAGGCCCACCUAGAGAAGAAAGUUGAACAAAAGAUUGCUGAGCUUGCAGAAAAAGCCCACAACGAGGCCAUCAUACAGCUGGAUGGUGCUUCUCGCUCUGUGUUCAAGGAGAAUGUACGUUUAAAUAAAGCAUUGAGUUACCACAUUAAAGAUGUUGAGGAUCUACGGAAGAGAAAUGCAGUGCUGGCGGACGAAAACAACAUCCUCACCCGGCAAAUAGAGACAAGCCAGCAGAUAAUAAAUGACACUGUAUCUCAAAUUACAACCCAGCGAAGCAAGAUUACUGAGAUGAAGGUCAAGGUGUCCACACAGGAGCAGGCCCUGGCCACCAUGGUGGCUGAGUUUGAAAGGGAGAAAGCCGAUAUCAAGCAACGUGUCGAGGUCAAAACUCAGGCCGGCGGCGUAGAGCUGGACAAACUCCAGAAGCUUCUUACUCUACGAGAGAAGGAGCUAAGCCGGGUGAAGAAGUUGGCGCGAAGCGUAGUGGAGCAGCGCACAGACAUGGAGAUCCUCUUCCAUGAAGCUCUAAACCAAGUCAAGCAGGAGAUUUCAAUGCAAAGCCUAAUGGACAGGUUAAAUAUAUCAAGGCAGGAAGCAGAGGUCAAUCAUAGCAGGCGGAUGAAUGAGGUUUUGUCAGGUAGAAGGGAUUAUGCUCCAACACAAGGCAUUAACAAAGAUCUCCCUAGCUCCAACAACCUUUCCACUGGCAUGCCGGGGGCUGGGAAAGGCAGUCUGAAGCAUCCCGGAGUAAACACAUCAGAGAUGAGCUGGGAACAGAGAGAGAGAGUCCUUAGACUGCUCUUUGCUAAAAUGAACGCCCUGAAAACAAAGAAACCUAUUGAUGGUCCAGUCCACACAGACUCUGAAGGGAAUCAGUGUAGCAGUGAUGUAAGCAAUGCAGACGAAGAAUCUAACUCCACCUUUUUAACACAAGUACAAGAUUUUUAAUAUGAGCUUGAGUACAAAGUCCAGUGAAAUAUAGAUCAACUGACUGACCUCAUUAAAGAAACUCAGAACCUUGAAUGCAAAACUUAUAAAUGUAUAUUUCCUCUGUGUUUAUGCAGGUACAUGCUUUGCUACUAGUUCAUAUAUAUAAUGUCAAAGUACUGGAUAUUGCAUACUCGUUGUAGAAGUACUGAGGAUCACAGACUGUCAAAUUCACAGCUUAAAAAUGUUUUACAUGUGGAGAACUGUUUACCAAGAUUGCAUGUAGGAGAAAUUAUAUGAAGUAACAGUAUUUAGGAAUAAGGACGAUGCUCUUUUAAAAUAUAAACAUUGCAACCACUCAAAAACAUCUAAAAAUGUAUUUGAUUUAAGAUAGAUUUAUUAUGUUUGCAGAUUGUAUGAACUGAUGCAAUUUUGGGGUAUUCAGAUUAUAAUUAUUAUUUAAAAGCAGAACACAGUGUCAGAAAAAGGUUUUUAAAAAAGUGUCACUGGGGUGGUACCCUCAAAGGUUAAUUUUUGUACCUUUAUGGGUAUACAACACAUUGAAAUGUUGUACUUUUUGGGGUACAAUGUUAUACCCUAAGGACCUAUUGUGUACCUUUAAAGUUCCCCUAUUUCAUUGCUAAAAACAACGUUAUUUUGUGUAUUUGGUAUAAUACAAUGUGUUUGCGUGGUUUAUGAUUUAAUAAAUACAUUAUUUUCCACAUAUCAUACAUUUUUUUAGCUCCAGAUUUCCCUCUCUUCCUGAAACGCACUGAUUUUGUACAAAACUCAUUGAUUUGAAACGCUCUGUGUCCCUGAUUGGCCAGCUAAUCUGUACAUUGUGAUUGGCCUGAAUACCUCUGACGUCAGACGGAAAUGUGACGCUCCUUACCAUGUUUGAAAGAUUCGCUCUUACAAUGCAAUGCUGACAGGAGUUAAUUUACAGGCUGAAUCUGAAGCGGGAGGAAUUAUGAUAAUGUCGGUCUUGUCUACAUCACCAAUCCCAGGAAGUAAACUGUUGCCUACAAUCUGUGUGUUUGUUGUAGUCCAAGGAAAGAGAUUUACGUUGGAGACGAUAACUCGAUAACGCGUCAUUGUUUACCUUGUGGUUUGUACCUUUUGCGUAUCGUUAACAUGUACUAAUACACACCUACACACCAAAAAGUGUGAAUCGGAUACUUGGUGCAUUUUAAUCACUACUUUUGUACCAUUUAAAAUGUUAGGAGUACAAAACAUUUAACUGUACCUUAAAAGGUACACAAAAGGUCCUUAAAGUACAGUAAUGCACCCAGAAAGGUACAACAUGGUAUUAUUUUUUUAUAUACCUGUAAAGGUACAAAACGAAAACCUACAGUUUUAAACUUUUUCUGACAGUAUAUUGUAUGACAACUUGCACAUUUAAAUAAGAAGUUGUAAUUAGAAGGUAUUUUAACAGUUAAUAACAUGUAACUCAAGAUAAUGUUCUGUGAUUUAAAAAAAAAACUAUUUUAAAACGCUGUAUCAAUUUUUUAAAUAUGCAAAUGAGUCAUGUUGAAGAAGGCAAAAUGGUUAAAGGCGGAGUCCAUAAUGUUUGAAAGCCAAUGUUGAUAUUUGAAAUCACCUAAACAAACACGCCCCUACCCCAAUAGAAUCUGGACCUUCUGUUGAUAGACCCGCCCCACACAUACGCAACCCGGCAUUUGAUUUGAUUUGAUUGGCUAUAAGUGUGUUUUGGUAGUCGGCCCGUCUCCUUUUCCAACGCGUUUUUCAAACAUCGUGGACUCCGCCUUUAAGGCCCGU